AUGAAAAACUCAACAGACUUAGACUUCGGUUCACUUGAUACUAAACACGUCGAUGUAUUUCGACAGUUACUAAAUCAAGAGACCUUGAUCCGAAUGACAUUGGUGAAAAAUGUCCACGCACUGAUGAAAGACAUGGUGUCCCUUCAACAAAGUCUCGUGUCUUCAGAAAGCGAGAUAUCUUCGCUGAAAGAAACAACCACCAGAGAAAUAUCCGAGUUGAAGAAAGAGUCGCCGAGUGUUCGAAACACAACUGCUAAAGGAAAACAAGUGUUUGAACAGAACACGUCCGGUAUCUUAGCAGACAUUAAAACUGAAGUUCGGUAUUUGUCCAUUACGCUUCUGGACCUCCAUAAACACAGUCUGGAAAUCGACAAGAAUAUUCCGGAACUCAUUGACAACAGAUACAAAUUGAUAUCAGGGAGACUUAAUGAUUCUCUGGAGGCUUAUAACACAGAACUGAGAUCAGCCAAUGAUAAACUGAGUUUGGCUCUAACUGACCUUCAGAAAAAUCAACAGACCAUGACAGAUUCCUUAUCUGAUCAUAUGAACAACACAAUGGAAGACCUACAAUCGGAACUCAAACAGACUCAGUUUGAACAAUUAAAACUCUCGUCUUCUUUGUCAUCUCUUGAGGUGCUCCGAUUGAAUUUUACCAACAGGCAGUGUGGUGUGUCAACAAAAGUAGCCUUCACCGCGGGUAUAACGUCACAGGACACUUCAUGGAGCGGAAGUACACUGGUUUUCCCCAAGAUAAUAUUUAAUACAGGUGGAGGUUACAAUCCCACUACAGGGAUGUUCACGGCCCCCGUGGACGGGCACUACGUCUUCUUUGUCUGUGUACAGAGUUAUAAUACAAAUGAAAUUUGGGUGGACAUUGUAUUGAAUGGAGAAUCUCAGGUCAGAACAAUGGCGCACGACAAGCAUGAUAAGGAUUAUUUCGAGACAGGGGUUAACCUGGUUGUGUUAAGGCUAAUCAGGGAGACAAGGUGUGGGUCAAACGUAGUCGAGGCACAGGAUACUAUUCCGACUCUGUACCUAUCACAACCUUCUCUGGAUUCCUUUUUCCCCUUCCUUCGUCCAACAAUGUCAUCGGCUGAGAAUAACGCUGCUGCAUUAUGGGUAACCUGGGAUCCAAUGUCAAUUACAAGGGAGGCUAUCAAAGGAGUUUUUCAAGGUUUUGAGCGCCAUUACUGUAUCCCGAGGUUGUUGACAUCCUGUCAGAUGAGCCUAACAGAGUGUAUGUCAAAUGGAGAGGCGUGUCCGCGUGACUGUUUGAGUUACAAGGUGGUAGAGUACAUGUUGACUCGAGGAUAUCCGUAA
Molecule: messenger RNA, 1320 nt
Organism: Saccostrea cuccullata (small rock oyster)
Lineage: Eukaryota; Metazoa; Mollusca; Bivalvia; Ostreida; Ostreidae
Exons: 7
Coding region: 1-1320 (439 amino acids)
Molecular function (GO): protein binding
Source: RefSeq, a predicted model, not a curated record